AGUAGCUAUAAAAGAGCUCGAGGCUCCGCUAAGAGAGCAGGCCUAUACAGACAACGACAAACGAGACAGAGGAGCAGCUAAAACAUCAGGAAACAUGAAAUCGAUUGACAUUCUUCUAGUCGGCCUUCUCUUGCUCUUCAGCGUUCAGCUCAUGAGCGCGUUCCCGCUGCAAAACACAGCCUUAACCACCGAGGACUGGGAUGUCUUAAAGCUUCUUCUACAGAGAUUGGAGGAGUCCAUUCCCGCUUCUUCUCAAGAACAAACACUGAUGAGAGUGGAAGAAGAGGAGGAUAAUCCUGAACAAACGCGCUUUGAACCUCAACCAAAGACUGACACGAGCGACUAUCUGUCUGCUCGGGACUUGAGGACAGUCCGGCGAGACUCCAAGAGAUAUUCCGGGUGUUUCGGGCGCAAACUGGACAUAAUUGGCUCCAUGUCGUCCCUGGGCUGCAACACCGCCGGACGCUCAGGUUCUAAGUGGUGAAGUUUUCAUGCUUAGGAGCUUCUACAAAAAAAAAAAAAAAAAAAGGUUUAACUUAUUAAUUGCUGGGAUUACUUUAAAGACUUAUUUCUACUUGAUCUGACCUUACAAUUACGUUUGUUGGUGUAACCUAAUGUAUUCAGGUUGAUUUAGUCAUAUUGAAUUACAUUAAUAUAUUUAUAUUAAUAUAUAAAAAUAUUAAUAUAUAUUUUUACUGUUAUUAUCUAUGACUCCAAAAUGUUUUUAACCAUGCAUAUUUAUUUAUAUAUUUAUUCAAUUGUUUAAAUAGUCCAGUUUUAUAUUUAUGUGCAAAUUUAAUUUAAUUGUCAUUCAGAUCAGUUGUAAUACAUUUAUAAUGCAAUGUAUAAUAAUAAACAUGCC
Messenger RNA from Carassius gibelio (silver crucian carp), 862 nucleotides. RefSeq names its product brain natriuretic peptide-like. Gene Ontology annotation, cellular component: extracellular region; nucleus; cytoplasm. NCBI's taxonomy places the organism in Eukaryota, Metazoa, Chordata, Actinopteri, Cypriniformes, Cyprinidae. Gene Ontology annotation, biological process: cGMP biosynthetic process; receptor guanylyl cyclase signaling pathway; neuropeptide signaling pathway. The transcript has 3 exons. The record is from RefSeq and is a predicted model, not a curated record. Bases 95 to 484 code for a protein of 129 amino acids. Gene Ontology annotation, molecular function: hormone activity; hormone receptor binding.